UGCCCGGUCCCGAUAACUUCCGCUUUGGAGGGAUCAAUUUGUUUUUUUUCUCCCGCCUGCUACCAAGGCCCGCCCCUCACACCGGCGGCCUGCCCUCCCCUCCCCGCGCCUCGGUGCAUGAUGGGACUUGUAGUGUUUUCAGGCAACGCCGGCUCGUCACUGACUCAAGCUCGGCGCGCAAGGCCUGCUGGGAAAGAGGGACUUGGCGGUGGGGCUGAGGCCGCCAUUUUGAAUUGCGAACCUGCCCGGGCGCCGUUCUGCGCUCCGGCGAAGCGCAACGGACCCUUCUGAGGCAGCAGGAGCCGCCGCCGCAUCGAUGGACACGAUGGCAAGCCCAGGAAAAGAUAAUUAUAGAAUGAAAAGUUACAAGAACAAUGCACUGAAUCCUCAAGAAAUGCGCAGACGGAGAGAAGAGGAUGGAAUCCAGCUUCGGAAACAAAAAAGAGAAGAACAAUUAUUUAAACGCAGAAAUGUUUCUCUCCUGGGAAAUGAAGAGUCUAUGGUAGAAAGCCCCAUCCAGGAUCCUGAUGUCAGUUCUACUGUACCUAUUCCAGAAGAAGAAGUUAUUACAGCUGAUAUGGUGCAGAUGAUUUUCUCAGAUGAUCCUGAUCAACAGCUCACAGCAACACAAAAAUUUAGAAAACUGCUUUCUAAAGAGCCUAAUCCACCUAUAGAUGAAGUGAUACAGAAACAAGGAGUUGUGCAGAGGUUUGUGAAAUUUCUAGAGAGGAAUGAGAAUUGCACUCUCCAAUUUGAAGCAGCUUGGGCUUUGACAAAUAUAGCAUCUGGAACUUUUCUACACACCAAAGUAGUAAUUGAGACUGGUGCUGUUCCAGUUUUUAUUAAGUUGCUUAAUUCAGAACAUGAAGAUGUACAGGAGCAGGCAGUGUGGGCUCUUGGUAAUAUUGCUGGUGACAACGCAGAGUGCAGAGAUUUUGUCUUAAACAGUGGAAUACUCCCACCACUCCUGGAAUUGUUAACAAAUUCAAAUAGACUUACAACAACUAGAAAUGCAGUCUGGGCCCUCUCAAACCUCUGUAGAGGCAAGAAUCCACCUCCAGACUUUAGUAAGGUUGCUCCUUGCUUAAAUGUUUUAUCAAGACUGUUAUUUAGCAGUGACCCAGAUGUAUUAGCAGAUGCUUGUUGGGCCCUCUCUUACCUUUCAGAUGGACCCAAUGAUAAAAUCCAAGCAGUUAUUGAUUCUGGAGUCUGUCGAAGAUUGGUGGAACUUCUUAUGCACAAUGAUUACAAGGUGGUGUCUCCUGCAUUAAGAGCAGUUGGAAAUAUUGUGACUGGUGAUGAUAUUCAAACACAGGUAAUUCUAAAUUGCUCUGCAUUACCCUGUCUCCUUCAUUUGCUGAGUAGUCCUAAGGAAUCCAUUCGAAAAGAAGCAUGCUGGACUGUUUCUAAUAUUACUGCAGGAAACAGAGUUCAAAUUCAGACUGUUAUAGAUGCAAAUAUUUUUCCAAUAUUGAUUGACAUUCUUCAGAAAGCUGAAUUUCGCACCAGAAAAGAAGCAGCAUGGGCCAUCACUAAUGCAACAUCAGGAGGUACUCCUGAACAGAUAAGGUAUUUGGUAGCAUUAGGUUGUACCAAGCCUCUUUGUGACCUCCUGACUGUGAUGGAUUCCAAAAUAGUGCAGGUGGCUUUGAAUGGACUUGAAAAUAUUCUGCGUCUUGGAGAACAAGAAUCCAAACAAAAUGGAAUGGGCAUCAAUCCUUACUGUGCCCUUAUAGAGGAAGCAUAUGGACUGGAUAAAAUUGAAUUUCUUCAAAGACAUGAAAACCAAGAGAUCUACCAGAAGGCUUUCGAACUUAUAGAACAUUACUUUGGUGUGGAAGAAGAGGAUACCAGUAUUGCACCUCAGGUGGACGAGAGUCAGCAACAAUUUGUGUUUCAGCAGCAGGAAGCACCAAUGGAAGGAUUUCAGCUAUAACUAUUAAAGUGAAGACAAGGCAAAAAUAUAAACAUUUUGUAACUUUUCAGGGGUCUCCUCUUCAUGGCCAAAGUUAGAGGAGAGAUUGGAAUGUGUUUUGCAGAACACAGGUAAAGAAGCAGCCCGUGCACAGUUUGUCUAACAGAAAAGUAUAACUUCAUUCAGUGUUUUUGGUUUUGGGUUUUUUUGUAUUUGUGUGUACUUCAUAUGUUCAGAAACUAACUCUGUGAGUAAUCAAGUCUAAUAUAAAGGCUUAUGUGAUUUUAACAAGAAUGGUUAAGCUUGAAUAAUAACUUCAGUAGGAUUUUAGGUAGUGGUUCUGAAUUUUUCAUGCAAUUUCUGCAACUGCAGUAAAGCUGUUGGCAAUUGCAUUUUGGCAGUAAACUUGACAUGCCCAAUCUAUAUUAAAUCUACCUCUAUAUUGAAGCAAAAAAGUUGCUUCAGAAAUAAAGCAUGAAAUAAAGAUGAGCUUGUCAAAAGCUAAAUUUAGAAUGUGAAAAAUAUUUAUUUAAAUUGUGAAAUGUAAUUUUAUGCAUUAUACUUUGCAUAGAGCAUAAACCAGUGAAAUAUAUUUAUAAUACAUUUAAAAGCAUAAUGCAGAUUUUUGUUUAAGUAUAUACUGUUUAAAUACCAGAUGUAGCUUUGAAUAUGUGACAAAAAAAACUGUUCUGCAUUAUGUGGUUUUCAAGUUGUAAUCGCCAGAGAGUUGGCUAGUCAUGUGAUGCUGGCUCCUUAUUUCAAGCUGCUGAACAGCAUUAAAGAUAAGCUACAAAUAAAAUACUUUGCUGUGUAAGCAAUUGCUGAAGUUGCCACAGGGAUGUUGUGAUUAUAAAUGAGAAAGGAGGGAAUUUGCGCAGUUGUAAAUGAUAGGGAAGAUGGUUUAUGUGACUAUCUCCAUAUUAAAAUGUAGUAACAAUAUAAAAGUUCGAUAAAUCUUGCAAUAUUUGCCUUUCUUGAAACAUUUACUUAUUUAAACAAAGUUUAGAAUGUAUGUAUGUAUUGUAUUUUUAACCAAAUACGCUACUGCCUUUUGAAUUAUUUUUUUUUAAGUCAGAUGUCUCCAUUUUCUUUAUUUUCGGCAAGGCUGUAGAAAUGUGCCCAGUUAUAAUCCAAAUGUGCUGCUACUAGGGGGAAAACAAUCUCUCUUUUCCAUUUGAUUGAAGGGAAAAGGUUUGCUUUGUUGUAAAUAUUAAGUAUAUGAACACCAAAAUGAAUCUGAAGAUGUCUGCUAAAUAUUUAAUUUCUAAAACAUGUAAUGUUUGUUUGCUACUACCCGCUAAAAGAAAUAUAUCUAAGAAUUUGAAACAAUUCUUCUGUAUGCUUUGAAAAUCUACAUUAGAUUUAUUUUGUAUAUUCAAAAUGUCUAUACCACACUGCUUGAUCUCACUUACCAGUAGCUAGUCUGAAUUUGGAUUAAUGAAAAUGUAUAAUUGUGGUUAAAUAUAUUAGUUAAAUACUGUGUUGAAAUAAUAGUGAAAGCUUCUUUGAGCUAUGAAACUAUUUGAACCAUGUACAAUAGUUGAAAUUUCAACAGUUAAAAUCACUCUUCCCAUGGUAGUGUGCUUGUCACUAAACAAAAUGUUCAUACACUGAGAAAUCCAAAUUAGCGCAUGGUAUCAUUUAUUAUAUACUGUGUUCUGGAUUUAAACUUGUUUAUAAAAUGUACAAAUACUGUUUUCAGUUAAAAUUCAUAAUGUGUUUUACUCUGAGACUGUUAAAGCACUAUAUAUUGUGUAGUAGUUUCAAGGUGGAAAUUGAAACAGAUUUUAUAAGAUUAAUAGUCAUUUGUGACUGUUAAUAUGUUUAAGUAGCAAGAUGCAAUUCAAAAAAUUCAUCCUCAUUAGAAAUUUUUCUCCUGGAAAUAAAAGGUAUGUUAUGAGGAAAGGAGUGAAUAUAGGUGUGUGGUUACUUUGCAGAUUCUGUAUAAUGAAAGAUUUAGCAAACACUUUAAACCUAGAUUUGUAUAGAAUACAGCAGGUUUGAAUACUGUGCACAAUGCUGAGCCAAAUUUUUCAUAUGUUUGAGAAUUGUAUUUGUGCCCUUUUUUAUGAUAGAGACUUUACUGGCAUUUUUUGCAUCGUCUCUUUAGAGUUCAGGGUAAUGAUAUUGGAAAUCUACAGGAUUACCAGUUAAAUUAUGAUGAUUUCAGUGUUCUUUUAGUGCAAGAAUAAUCAUAAGUAUUCAGGUAACAGGGUAUUCCACUGUUUCUUGCAAACAUUGUUUUGAUAUUACAUAAGCCAGCUGUGCCUGCUUUUAUUUUGAGGACCCUGUAGACACUGCAUUUAUAAGCCUCUUCAGUUAAGCCAAAUCUAAACUUAAAAAAAAACAAAAAACCUAAUUAAGACUUGUAAAUGGGGGGCGGGGGGGGGGACUUCAAGUAUUAUACUUAUUUGAGAGGAUUACUUUGAGGAUAUAUUAUUGUGUAGGUCUGAAUGGUUAAAGUGACUGCACUUUAUGUAUGUAAAUACAAAUUCAUGCCUAUGGUAUAUUCAAAGUAGUGCUUUUAGUGUAAAUAGGAACUAAAAUUGAUGGACUUUGGUUACUGAAAGGGACACUAGUUAUUUAAUCUCAAUAUUUGGUUAAUCCUAAAAGUGUUAAAUCUGGCAUUAUCCUAUCAUGUUGCUGUGUGUGUGUGUGUGUGUAUACCUAAAAUCCACCAGUCUCACUGGGAACACUGUUUUUUUUUUAAAUAGAUAUUGUUAAUGAAUGAUCAUGGAAUAAGAAUGUUUUCACAAGUUAACAAAACCUGUUGUCAGAACUGACACUGAUGGCAUCAGUGAUGCUUAGGAAAACAAUGACACUGACAGAAAAAAAUCAGCUCUGCUCUGUGGAAAGCAUUUAGGAGUGGGGGAUUGAGCAGGGACUGUUUUUUCUAAAUAGAUUUUUUUUCCAUACUGGUUUUAUCCAAAAGGCUAUUACAAGUUGUGGGGGGUUUGUUUAAAUAAUAGACAAAGUACUAAAGUGUCCCUUAGUUAUGCAGCUGGUUCCAAAAAAAAAGUGUUUUUCAAAAUAGCGUACCAGUUGUUCUGUUUGAAUUUGAAUUCUGACGAGUUAAUCUAUGCAAAUAUGCCACAUCUGUUUUAGUUUCAUAAACUGUUUGACACUAAAUCAUAACUAAUUUUCUACUGAAUUUUUAUCAUAGCACUUUUUGUCUUUGAGAACUUAGUUCAUACUGCUGUUUAAUUUUGUAGUAUUUUCUUUAAACACUAUUGCUAGCAGCAAUCAGAAGAGGAAAACAAAAAAUAGUAAUGUUGGUGCAGAAAUAACUUUACUGUAGAACAAGUUUGGAAAAUGAUCUCUACUGGGUCUAUGUGUAAAAGAUGCACUAUCCUUUUUCCUCCAUGGUCAGUUACCUCAGUUGGGUUUUUGUCUUACAAAAAUUAAAUCAUAAGAUUGAAGUGAGACUUUAAAAAAAAAAAUUCAAAUUGAUAUGCAGGGUAAAAUGCCUGCUGCUUAGCAUGAAACCAGUGCAAAGGUUAAUUGAAAUCUUAAAUGAGAAAUUUUUCAUUCUCACUCAUGCUGUUAUAGUUUUAUGUAAUGUAUCAAUCUAAAAUGCCUAUAUUGACUUUAAGUAGAGUGAUCGUGCAUCUUUUAAUCCAGACUGGAGGCCCGUUGUUGUAUAUCUUUACAAACCAACACGUGAAAAGUAUGCAAUAUUAUGGAAUGUUUCAAUUCAGAAUACUAUACAAAAACUAAUAAAAGCUAUUUUACAGUG
This is a messenger RNA of Mauremys reevesii (Reeves's turtle), 5651 nucleotides long. RefSeq names its product karyopherin subunit alpha 5 (gene KPNA5). NCBI's taxonomy places the organism in Eukaryota, Metazoa, Chordata, Testudines, Geoemydidae. The record is from RefSeq and is a predicted model, not a curated record. Gene Ontology annotation, molecular function: nuclear import signal receptor activity; protein binding. Gene Ontology annotation, cellular component: nucleus; cytoplasm; nucleoplasm. Gene Ontology annotation, biological process: NLS-bearing protein import into nucleus. Bases 317 to 1936 code for a protein of 539 amino acids. The transcript is spliced from 14 exons.